UCUAGCGGGAGACUGAACCACAGUGUGUGUGUGUGUAUUGUACAGGGACACAUGUCUUCCUGUGCCCCUCUCACUGCGGCUGCCACUGUCCACUGACCGGGGAGGAGACAGCAGAGACUGCUGCUGCAGCUGGAGGCUGACAAACCGAGGGACGUUGUUACAGUCACUGCUGCUGCUUGCUGAGGCUACCAGAGGCUGCCGCAGUCAUCGACCAAGAAAAUAACCAACCAAGCGAGCGCUGUGGAGUCCGGCGACCAUCGGGUUCCAGCCCGUUAUAGCGUUAUCAUCACCGUUAUCGCACUGCGUGCUGUGUGUCACAGGAGUUUUGGUCCCGCCGAGCCGCCGUAGCUAUGGGAGAAAACAUGUCCAAACGGCUAAAGCUAAUCUCAGCCACAGAGGCGGAGAUGGAGGAGCGCUCAUUUUCAAACCCCUACCCCGACAGGGAGCAGGGAGUCCUCCCCAGCAGCUCAGCAGAAGACAGCGACUUCCUAGAUGCAGAUGGAAAGGUGUAUUCCCCAUUCCAGAAGAAAGUCCAGAGUAAAAUUAAAGAUCUCCUUCAGCAGAUGGAAGAAGGGUUAAAAACUGCUGACCCACAUGACUUCUCCACGUACACAGGCUGGACAGGUAUUGCUCUGCUGUAUCUGCAGCUGCACCGGACGUCCAGUGAAGCUUCCCACCUGCAGAGGGCAUUGGACUAUGUGAAGAGGGCCAUGAGGAGCCUGAAUGGUCGCAAAGUGACCUUCCUGUGUGGUGAUGCUGGGCCACUAGCAGUAGGUGCAGUGGUCCACCACAAGCUUGGCAACACUGGGGACAGCAAUGACUGCCUUACGAGACUCCUCCAGCUGCAGAGGUCAGUGUUGAGUACAGACUCAGAGAUCCCCGAUGAGCUGCUGUAUGGACGCACUGGCUACCUGUACGCUCUACUAUACAUUAACAAAGAGAUCGGAGCCGACACAGUGGAUGAGAGCACCCUAACAAAGGUGGUGACGGCCAUCUUGGAAUCGGGGAAGAACAUGUCAGCAGAGCAGAAGAAGACAGACCGCUGUCCUCUGCUCUACGAGUGGCACAAAAAGCAGUACAUUGGUGCUGCACAUGGCCUGGCUGGGAUCUAUUACACACUGAUGCAGCCUACAGCAAAGGUACACGCAGACGUGCUGUCAGAGUUGGUCCGUCCCUGCAUUGACUACGUCCGCCACAAAAAGUUCCGUUCUGGGAACUUCCCAUCAUCCCUGAGUAAUGAGAGCGACCGACUAGUUCACUGGUGCCACGGAGCGCCUGGUAUCAUUCAUGUGCUAAUCAUGGCUUAUCAGGUGAGACUUAAGCGCAAGGAAAAUUUGCUGAAAAACGAAAAUGAGAAAACCAAGGCUGAAAACCGAUACACCAAAAUUUUUUUUUUUUUUUACCUAAUUAUUAGUAUCAUUGAUCUUAAGGAACAUAUCAGGCAACGAGGGGGCUUGCCCCUCAUCUGGCACGUCCUUUUUGCUGUGCUCUGCUCUCCUCCUCCUGCACAUUUGGGCCAUUUUUGA
Molecule: messenger RNA, 1526 nt
Organism: Cynoglossus semilaevis (tongue sole)
Lineage: Eukaryota; Metazoa; Chordata; Actinopteri; Pleuronectiformes; Cynoglossidae
Gene: lancl2
Product: LanC lantibiotic synthetase component C-like 2 (bacterial)
Exons: 8
Coding region: 351-1526 (391 amino acids)
Biological process (GO): carbohydrate metabolic process; peptide modification
Cellular component (GO): plasma membrane
Source: RefSeq, a predicted model, not a curated record